Molecule: messenger RNA, 6268 nt
Organism: Pteropus alecto (black flying fox)
Lineage: Eukaryota; Metazoa; Chordata; Mammalia; Chiroptera; Pteropodidae
Gene: NFRKB
Product: nuclear factor related to kappaB binding protein
Exons: 28
Coding region: 221-4234 (1337 amino acids)
Cellular component (GO): Ino80 complex
Molecular function (GO): protease binding
Source: RefSeq, a predicted model, not a curated record
CCUUCCGCUGCCCGAACCUGGAGCGUGCACGCAUCGAGACGCCUUGCGGGAGCGAGCGCGUUCUGGAGCCCGCGGGCCGGGAAGCGCAGCGGGCUCGGGGAUCCGUGUCUGCGGCUGAGGAAUCCAGGAUUGGAAAUAACAGUAGGGAGGACCUGGUCCAGCUCCCCUUCAUUUUACAGAUAAGGAAAUUGACACCUGGUCAGAUUACCUGUGGAACAUAAUGGAUUCCUUGGACCAUAUGCUGACGGAUCCCCUGGAACUGGGUCCAUGUGGAGAUGGCCAUGGUGCACGUAUUAUGGAGGACUGUCUCCUGGGCGGCACCAGGGUUAGUCUGCCUGAAGACCUUCUAGAGGAUCCUGAGAUCUUCUUUGAUGUGGUCAGCCUUUCAACGUGGCAGGAGGUACUGAGUGACUCUCAGCGCGAACACCUCCAGCAGUUUCUGCCUCACUUUCCUGAAGACAGUACUGAGCAGCAAAAUCAGCUCAUCCUGGCCCUGUUCAGUGGGGAGAACUUCCGCUUUGGAAACCCUCUGCACAUUGCCCAGAAGCUUUUCCGAGAUGGACACUUUAACCCUGAGGUGGUCAAGUACCGGCAGCUCUGCUUCAAGUCACAGUACAAGCGAUACCUCAACUCUCAGCAGCAGUAUUUCCAUCGGCUGCUGAAGCAGAUUCUGGCUUCUCGGAGUGACCUACUGGAGACAGCCCGGCGGAGCGGCCCUGCCCUUCCCUUUCGGCAGAAGCGCCUUUCACCAUCCCGCACUCCUGAGGAGCGGGAGUGGCGGGCCCAGCAGCGCUACUUGAAGGUCUUGAGGGAAGUGAAGGAGGAGUGUGGUGACACAGCCCUGUCAUCUGAUGAAGAGGCCACGUUGGAUUUACAAGAAAAAUUUUCUUUUGAAGAUCUCAGCUCAUGGCUUCCGAGCUCUCCAGCACGUUCUCCUAGCCCUGCGGUGCCCCUGAGGGUGGUGCCUACGCUUUCAACCACGGAUAUGAAAACUGCAGAUAAAAUAGAGCUGGGGGACAGUGACCUGAAGAUAAUGUUAAAGAAGCACCAUGAGAAGCGGAAACAUCAACCGGAUCACCCGGACCUUUUGACAGGAGACCUGACUCUCAAUGACAUCAUGACUCGAGUAAAUGCUGGCAGGAAAGGUUCUCUAGCAGCCCUAUACGACUUGGCUGUCCUUAAAAAAAAGAUUAAGGAAAAAGAGGAAAAGAAGAAGAAGAAAAUAAAAAUGAUCAAGUCAGAGACAGAGGAGUUGGCUGAGCCCCUGAGCAGUACUGAAGGCAUUGCACCUCUCUCACAGGCUCCAUCUCCGCUGGCCGUGCAGGCUAUCAAGGAGGAGCCUCUUGAAGACCUCAAACCUUGCCUUGGAAUCAAUGAAAUAUCAUCCAGCUUCUUCUCUCUUCUGUUAGAGAUCUUGCUACUGGAGGGGCAGUCUAGCCUUCCUGUGCUAGAGGAGCGAGUUUUGGAUUGGCAGUCAUCUCCUGCCAGCUCCCUCAAUAGCUGGUUCUCUGCGGCCCCCAACUGGGCAGAGUUGGUGUUACCAGCCCUGCAAUAUCUUGCUGGAGAAAGUCGUGCUGUACCUUCCAGUUUCUCUCCAUUUGUUGAAUUCAAAGAGAAAACCCAGCAGUGGAAAUUGCUUGGCCAGUCUCAAGAUAAUGAAAAGGAAUUAGCUGCACUCUUCCAGCUGUGGCUGGAAACCAAAGACCAGGCCUUCUGUAAGGAAAAUGAAGACAGCUCAGAUGGCAUAACCCCUGUUCCUCGGGUACCCCCAGAACUUUUUCAUCUUAUAACUGGAAGUUUGUGCCCUUGGAGCAACAGCCGCCCAUUUCUCCCAUCUGCCAGCUCCUGGACUGACUAUGUGGUGCGGCCCAGCACAGGGGAAGAAAAACGAGCUUUUCAAGAGCAGGAACGUUACAGAUAUAGCCAACCCCAUAAGGCGUUCACCUUCCGCAUGCAUGGCUUUGAGUCUGUAGUGGGGCCUGUGAAGGGUGUGUUCGAUAAGGAGACCUCGCUCAACAAGGCUCGGGAGCACUCUCUGCUGCGCUCUGACCGGCCUGCCUAUGUCACCAUCCUGUCUCUUGUUCGAGAUGCCGCCGCUCGGCUGCCUAACGGAGAAGGUACUCGGGCAGAGAUCUGUGAAUUGCUCAAGGACUCACAAUUUCUUGCACCAGAUGUGACCAGCACUCAGGUUAAUACAGUAGUAAGUGGUGCACUGGAUCGGCUGCAUUAUGAAAAAGACCCAUGUGUGAAAUAUGACAUUGGACGGAAGCUAUGGAUCUACCUGCAUCGUGACCGGAGCGAGGAAGAGUUUGAGCGAAUUCACCAAGCACAAGCAGCUGCAGCUAAAGCCAGGAAAGCCCUUCAGCAAAAACCCAAGCCGCCAUCCAAGGUGAAGUCCAGUAGCAAGGAGAGUUCAAUGAAGGUGCUUAGCAGUGGCCCUUCUGACCAGAGCCAGAUGAGUCUCAGUGACUCCAGCAUGCCACCUACUCCAGUCACACCUGUGACCCCCACAACUCCAGCUUUGCCUGCCACUCCUAUCUCCCCUCCGCCUGUAUCGGCAGUCAACAAAAGUGGCCCUACUACUAUCUCAGAACCAGCUAAAUCUAACUCAGGUGUUCUUCUGGUAUCUUCCCCGACAAUGCCACAGCUAGGAACAAUGCUUUCUCCAGCUUCCAGUCAGCCUCCACCAAAUUCUCAGGCUGCUGCCCGUGUUGUGAGCCACUCUGGCUCGGCCGGACUACCCCAGGUACGGGUGGUAGCCCAGCCUAGCCUGCCUGCUGUUACUCAGCAGUCAGCAGGGCCGGCACAGACACUGCCACCGAUGCCAGCAGGACCACAGAUUCGAGUUCCGACCACUGCUACACAGACCAAAGUCAUGCCCCAGACAGUAAUGGCCACCGUUCCAGUCAAAGCUCAGACUGCAGCGGCCACUGUGCAGCGACCAGGACCUGGGCAGACGGGACUCACAGUGACAAGCCUCCCUGCCACAGCCAGCCCUACAAGCAAGCCAGCCACGAGUUCUCCUGGGAGCUCUGCUCCGAGUGCUUCCACAGCCACUGUCAUUCAAAAUGUUACCGGACAGAACAUUAUCAAGCAGGUGGCAAUCACUGGGCAGCUUGGUGUGAAGCCCCAGACAGGCAACAGCAUUCCACUCACAGCCACUAACUUCCGUAUCCAGGGUAAGGAUGUAUUGCGUCUGCCACCCUCUUCCAUCACCACAGAUGCCAAAGGCCAGACGGUUCUGCGAAUCACACCGGACAUGAUGGCCACGUUGGCCAAGUCCCAGGUUACCACAGUCAAAUUGACCCAGGACCUCUUCGGGACAGGAAGCGGUACAACAGGCAAAGGCAUCUCUGCUACUUUACACGUCACUUCCAAUCCAGUCCAUGCUGCUGAUAGCCCUGCCAAGGCCAGUUCAGCCAGUGCCCCUUCAUCCACUCCAACAGGUACCACUGUGGUCAAAGUGACUCCUGACCUCAAGCCAGCAGAAGCCUCGAGUUCAGCUUUUCGUUUGAUGCCAGCACUUGGUGUAAGUGUGGCAGAACAGAAGGGGAAAAGCACGGUGGCCUCUUCAGAAGCAAAGCCAGCUGCCACAAUCCGCAUCGUGCAGGGCCUCGGAGUGAUGCCUCCCAAAGCAGGCCAGACCAUCACAGUUGCAACCCAUGCCAAGCAAGGGUCCUCAGUGGCUAGUGGUUCUGGAACUGUUCAUACUUCUGCAGUGUCCUUGCCCAGUAUGAAUGCUGCUGUAUCCAAGACUGUGGCCGUGGCUUCUGGGGCUGCAAGCACCCCUAUCAGCAUUGGCACAGGAGCCCCCACUGUGCGGCAGGUCCCUGUCAGCACCACAGUUGUUUCCACGUCCCAGGCUGGGAAGCUACCGACACGGAUCACAGUUCCACUCUCUGUGAUUAGCCAGCCUAUGAAGGGCAAAAGUGUGGUCACAGCCCCCAUCAUCAAAGGCAACCUUGGAGCCAACCUCAGUGGGUUGGGCCGCAACAUCAUCCUUACCACCAUGCCAGCGGGUACUAAGCUCAUUGCCGGCAAUAAGCCUGUCAGUUUCCUCACUGCCCAGCAGUUGCAGCAGCUUCAGCAGCAAGGUCAGACUACACAGGUGCGCAUCCAGACUGUCCCUGCGUCCCAUCUUCAACAGGGUACAGCUUCUGGUUCCUCCAAAGCAGUCUCCACUGUUGUUGUGACCACAGCACCAUCUCCUAAGCAAGCACCGGAACAACAGUGAUUCCGAGAGAAAGAUGGCUUUCAGAAAAGCCCAUACCUGGUCUGCCCUUCUGGCUAAAACGAAGGGAGCAGGGAAGUUGCAUCCUUCCGCUAAGCUUGUCUGUCUAAGGAAGGCCAGUAGUGGGAUGACGGCAGCAAUGGCUGGGAUUCUGCCACCACACUCCACAGUGGAGGACACUAAGGAAGGUUCACUCCAGGUCUGUUCUGUACUGAUCCAGGAGAAGCUUCCCUCAGAAUUGUGUCAGGUCUCAGUUGUAUCACACAAGCCAAAGUUAUCUCCUGCGAGCAAGAUGCUGAGGGAGGGCUUACAGUUACAGAAUGCGGACAGUGAAUAAGCGUCGUUCUAUAUGUGGAUCAUAUUUUUUACCUUCUGGUCUUCUCUGGGACUAGUGGUCUGGAUAGGAGUUUUGUGUCCAAAAAUUUUUAUGUAACUUAUUUUUUUAAAGUACCUAUUUUACAUCUUUGUCAAAAAGAAACCUGGGCUCUAGCCCCACUAAACUGAUUCCUUAUUCUUUUGACCAGAAUGAGAGAAUAGCAAGAUUCUUACAAAUUGGUGACUGACUUGAUAACUACAUAGUAAUGGAGAGGCUUUAAGAUGAGAAAGAAACAUAAGAAGUGAGAUUCUAUGGGGUCCCUGAAAUGGGAUUAGUUGGCACUACCUCUUAAAGGUGGGGUAUCAGGAUCCUGACUGGUCUAUAUCUUCACCAGCUAACUUUGUUCUCUUUGUCAAGUAUGUUCACAUGCGAGUUCAGAGCCAGUGGACACAGGAGGUGAAUGCCAGCAGAGAUGCUGCUUUUGCAGCACACACUUUAUUUCAGUUCAAAGGUUAUACAUUCUGCUUUGUUUCAGAACAAAAGACAGCAAAGCAUGGCCCUUGGGCUGGCUACCCAUUUUUCUAAAUAAAGUUGUGUUAGAACACAGCCCAUGCCCAUUUGUUUAUGUAUUAUCUGUAGUUGCUUUCAUUUUAAAGGCAGAACUGAAUAGUUGCUGUAGAGACUACGUGGCCCUCAAGCCUAAAGUACUUUUUAUAUGGUCUUAAGAAAAACUUUGCUGACUUCUACUCCAGAAUAGAGAUAGCAAGAAGAGAGUGGAUAUUCCUCUUAGGCAACCACAGAAGAGGGCAGUCUGGAUUUACAAGUCAUUCAGUCCUGGCUAUUUCACACUUCUCAGCCUUCAUCAAACUACAAGCAGAGCUCUGAACAAAGUUUUUAAAUGUCAUUUAAUUAAAGCACUGGUUGUAUGCCUCUUUUGUUUUGGAGCAGGGGUUGGAUGGUGAAGCUUUUCUGCAGUGACAGGGCUUCCCUGUACCUUGAAAUUAUCCAGAUUAUUAAAAACAUAUCUUUACUCUGGAAGUUUAGUGAUAUGUUAUGGGGCCUGGGUGAGGAAGUUGAAUUGGAGGGCAAAGAAAUGGAGUGGCCUAGUUUAGAGGGGGUUGCUGGGUGGAAGUUGAGUGUGAUUAGGCAAGUAGCAGAGGAGGAGAGAUACCUUGUUGGCGACACAGGUUUUGCAGACAUCACGUUCGAUUCUUAAAGCAGCUCUGUAAAAUAGAUAUUAUCAUCCCUGUUUUAAUUGUGAGAAAAUGCGAGUCUCAGUUGAUGUGAAAGAGAUCCAAGAUGUAAAACCAGUUUUCUGAUUCUAAGUGCCCUUUCUGCUGCCUUCUUAAGAGGAUACAGUGAUGUGUCAUGGUGAGACUUGGGGAAAAUCCAGCAUUAAGAGUGGUGGGCCUGGAUUACAAAGAACAGAGGUGAAUUGGCUAAGGUAGGAUUGGGCAUUUGAGGGGUAGUAGAAGGCUGGCACAGAAAAAAGAUUGGUAAUGAUGAGAGAGAAGGACUGCAAUGAAGGAAACUUAUAUUUUGAUAUCCACAUGUCAUUUCCUGGAGUUCGAUUUCACAUGAAAAGUCCAUGUGACAGUUUCUAAAUGAGAAAAGUAGAAAUUUGAGGAAUGCUGUCUUGGGUAUUUACUGCUGGUUAAAACAAACACCCUCUGAAUUUAUUUAACAAAUUUCAUUAAAGUAGCUCUGGCAUUCAGCCCGAA